CGGGUAAUUGGGAGAUAACAAUAAGCUAAGCAGCAUGAAGGCUUCGCUAAACCUGGUUUGGGCAGUUAUUUUCAUAAAACAGGUUGUCGGGGAAUAUGGCAUGGCCCAUUUCAGAAACAAAAGCCAGAGCAAAGGAAAAGAUUACUGCAUCUUCUUCAACUCCCAGUGGGCUCGUCUACCUCAGCACCUCGACAAAGCAUCCCGUCUCCAGAUCUAUGACCUGACACCGUCAGUCCUGUGUUCCUCGUCGGACGUCCCGGAGGGGGGCUUCACCAAUCGUAUCCCCAUGGUAAUGAGGGGGAACUGCACUUUCUACGAGAAGGUCCGCCUGGCCCAGCUCAACGGAGCUAAAGGCUUGCUCAUCAUCAGCAAAGACAGACUGACCCCACCAGCAGGAAACAAGACUCAGUAUGAGAAGAUUGACAUCCCUGUGGCGCUGCUCAGCUACACUGACAUGCUGGACAUCAGUAAGACGUUUGGACAGGGCCGAGAGGUGGCCAUGUACGCCCCGAGCGAGCCUGUUCUGGACUACAACAUGGUCAUCAUCUUCCUCAUGGCUGUGGGGACGGUGGCCAUCGGAGGAUACUGGGCCGGCAGCAAGGACAUCAAGAAGCGCUACAUGAAGCACAAGCGUGACGACAGCGCGGAGAAGCAGGAUGAGGAGACGGUGGAUGUGACGCCCAUCAUGAUCUCUGUGUUUGUGGUCAUGUGCUGCUCGAUGCUCGUGCUGCUCUACUUCUUUUACGACCACCUGGUGUAUAUCAUUAUUGGGAUAUUCUGUCUGGCCUCGUCUGUUGGCCUCUACAACUGUCUCUGGCCCUUUGUGAGGAGACUCCCCUUUGGCAAGUGCAGGAUCCCAGAGAACAACCUUCCCUACUGCCACAAGAGGCCUCAGGUCCGCAUGCUGCUGCUGUCAGCCUUCUGCAUCGGAGUCAGUGUUAUCUGGGGCGUGUUCCGCAACGAAGACCAGUGGGCUUGGGUGUUACAGGAUGCCCUGGGCAUAGCCUUUUGUCUCUACAUGCUCAAGACUAUCAGACUGCCCACAUUUAAGGCCUGCACCAUGCUGUUGGUGACCCUGUUUGUCUACGAUAUUUUCUUUGUAUUUAUUACACCUCUCUUUACCAAGAGUGGUGAGAGUAUAAUGGUGGAGGUUGCGGCUGGUCCCUCUGACUCCUCCACACAUGAAAAGCUUCCUAUGGUGCUUAAAGUGCCCUGCCUCAACUCCUCCCCCCUGGCUCUGUGUGACAGGCCCUUUUCUCUGCUGGGAUUUGGAGACAUCUUAGUGCCAGGUCUGCUGGUAGCCUACUGUCACAGGUUUGACAUCCUCAUGCAGUCCUCACGGUUCUAUUUCCUGGCCUGCACUAUCGGUUAUGGUAUCGGGCUGCUCAUCACCUUUGUAGCUCUUGCCCUGAUGCAGAUGGGUCAGCCGGCACUGUUGUACCUGGUGCCUUGCACCCUCCUCUCCAGCCUCGCGGUGGCGCUGUGGCGCAAAGAGCUGCCCUUAUUCUGGACAGGAAGUGGAUUUGUGCUUCCCAUAGUUCUGCAACCAAUCAACUGUACGCAAACCCCAGGACCAACCAGAGAGGAGCCCCUCACCAAUCCUGAACUACAAGGUCCUGAAGCAGAGGAGGACCCACUUCAGGACACACCCCCUCCAGAGGCCAGCAAAUCAGAAAAGGAUUUCUAGGAUGCCAAUUUCUUAUUCAUUUAGUUUCUAUUGUUUUUUUUUUACAAAGGUUCUCUAUACAUUCGUAACAGACAGAAAUUAUGAACAUUUCAGUGCACUUGGUGUGUAAAGAGGAGGGGAGGAUGGAUGAAAGAAUGAGCGGGAGGGAGGGCACCCAACCUACAGUAGCUGUUCUUCAUAUCCUUGGGGUUGCAGGAUCAGCCAUGGGAGUCCUGGUAAAUGAGCCAGACAUGACCCAGGCUAAACAACACCAAGCCAGUCUGGGACAGGCAAAGAGCACAAUAUAGCUUCAAUGGAAAUUCUAACCAAAAGGAAGAGAGACCUGAUUCUUCAAACAACUUAAUUAUAAGAUUUCCAAAAACGGAGCAGUUAAGUCACUCAAUUGUGCAGAUUUUGGAGCCCAACGAACAGUGGGGUCUCAGCUUUUAUAUGAAAGUACAACCUCUUGGCAGAUGUGUGUAAACGGGCAGGGAACAGUGUGUAAAAGAUUAGUUUGUCUGUGCAGAUUAAGAUUGCACGAGGGAUUACUCGUCUAACGGCAUUUGCCACAGCUCACACCGUGCUCAUUUCUGCAAGUUUCCACACAGCUGAGUUCUGGCAGAUAGAUAAAACGUGAUGUCGCAUGCUGCGUUUGCACCCAAACGGCUCUGAGCUGUCGACAAGAUUGUAUCAGGGGGGAAAAAACACUAGCAUAUAACAAUAGACACUUCUCUAAGUAAAAAGUAUGUCUAAUUUUCUCACUACACACUAUGCCAAAGUCUUGUUCACUACUCGGCUAUUCCAAUCGGACAUGAGGAAGGUUGGAAAUAAAGGUUUACGCUAACCAACACCCCCUGGCCCUUCCCAUAUGAGUUAGACCUCCGUGACUGAAAUUGAGUCACACCACUAUAGAUGGCCUACUCUGCCCUGUUCAACCCCAUAUGAUGUGGUCACCGAUUAUGUUCAUGCAUCUCCCAUGUAGUCAGCCUGAGUCGCAUCCAAUACACAUGACCUGUCCUGCUCAACACCCCACCCUCAACACCAUCCUGUUCAGUUUGCCCCCCCCCCCCCCCCAAAAAAAAUGUAUAUGCAGAAAAGCAUUCAAUAAUUUUUUACAUUUAACCAGGUGAGUCCCAUUGAAUCUAUUUUUUUAAGGGAGGCCUGGCAGCCAUUAUAAUCUACACUACUAGAAGGUCAAUAUGUGCAUUCUAAAUUACACCCUGUUCCCUAAAUUGGGCCCUGGUCAAAAGUAGCGCAUUGUAUAGGAAAUGGGGUGCGAUUUGGGAUGAUACCACCAUUAUAAAUCUGUCGGCUUGUUCCCUUUCUUUUUCUUCUUUAAGUACCAUGAAGAACGAAAGAGCCACACUACGGCCUGUCCUCUGUACAUCAAAGAUGACUGAAGUAUCAGACAUACCCUUUUUCGUGUGGUGCUAUCAUGUAUUCUCAACCAGCCAAAGGUAUAUGAUAAUAAUGAUUAUUGAUUUAGGGCAUAAAGGGACACUGUCCUAGUGGACUAAAAAGCAAGCUUUGUGGAGAAUCUUCAUGUAAAGUGUUUAUAUAUCCAGAAUAAGACUUAAUCUGUGUUUGGGAAAUCUUCCCAAAUAUCUAUAUUUUUUUUAUCUUAGCUUGCUAUGGGUUUGGUUUGAUCCAGGCUGUUUUAUAUACAUUUAAGGUUGUCCCCACUCUUUUUCCAGUAGAUGUUGUGGUUCCACUUCAAAUUAGGUGUAAAACCCAUGUAUGUGUUUAAUUACAUUGUAGGCAGUUAUGUAAGAAUGUUUGCCUAGGUAAACAGUUUAAGUUGUAAGUACUAAUUCAUUACACUAACUACGUUAUAAGGAGACUUAGGGCUCGAUUCAGCGCUAUAGCACGAUUGAAAGGCAACGUUCUCGCUGCAUUCACGGUAAACGCUGUAUAUAAUGGCUCAAACUGAAAUUACCUUUAUUUCAAGUGCACAAUAGUGCUGAACUUCAGCAAUACGGAUUGAAUCAAACCCCCUAGAUUAACCGAUUUGUUUAUAAUAUUCAAUAUAGCCUUAAAUGGGUUUUGGCCUUGUAUGUCUGUGCAUAUUGUUUUAUGAAGACAGAGGCGGACAGCUAUCUAAACUUAUCGUAAGCAUGGUCUAAUUACCGAUAGGGUGGAGCCAUUGAUCAUCAGUUAUAUUAACUGCAAACAUGGGGCCUCCUGAGUGGCGCAGCAGACGAAGUCACUGCAUCGCAGUACUUGAGGCGUCACUACAGACCCGGGUUCGAUCCCAACCGGCCGUGACCUGGUGUCCCAUAGGGCGGCGCACAAUUGGCCCAGGGUCAUCCGGGUUAGGGGAUGUUUGGCCGGGGGUCUUUACUUGGCUCAUAGCGCUCUAGCUACUCCUUGUGGCGGGCCGGGCACCUGCAGGCUGACUUCCGGUAGUCAGUUGAACUGUGUGGCAAAAUGUGUAGAAUUACAGGAAAUUAGCUUUAAAACUACACAUCUUUCUUUCCGCCCCAUGGGAAAGUGUAGAAUUGCAGCACAAUUUUCUCUACGCCCCAUGGCAAAAUGUGCUGAAUGGCAGGAAAGGAACGUUAAAACAUAAGUUCUCUGCUGUCACGGGGGUGGGUUACUAAAAUGUUUUGGUCGCAAAGUGUGUGUUGGGGGGGGUACGCAACCACAGCAGCCCUAAACAAAGAGUUGCAGUCCGUUUUACCUUAGAUUAUAUAAUGUAAUGGUCAAAACAUUGAUUUGAGAGUUGUAAAGGUAGGGUGAGGUCUGUGCUUUUUUGACAACACACACAAAGCAAGUCCUGCAGGCUCAAGUUUUAUCUUCACUUGAUUACUGUCCAGUCAUAUGGUCAAGUGCUGCAAAGAUGGCCCUAGUUAAGCUGCAGCUGGUCCAGAAUAGAGCAGCACAUUUAGCUUUUAAUUGUAAUUAGAGGGUUAAUAUCAAUUAUAUGCAUGCCAGUCUCUCUUGGCUAAGAGUUGAGGAGAUACUGACUGCAUCAAUUCCUGUUUUUAUAAGAAACAUGAAUGUGUUAAAUUCCAGAUUGUUUGCAAUAGUCAACUUACACACACACACACUUACCCCACCAGGGAUCUUUUCACAGUCCCCAGGUUCAGAACAAAUUCAAGGAAACAUACAGUAUGAUUGCACGGAACUCCCUUCCAUCUCAUAUGGCACAAGUGAGCAGCAAACCUGUUUAAAACAACAAAUAAAGCAACGCCUCUCCAUGUGACCUA
Molecule: messenger RNA, 4875 nt
Organism: Oncorhynchus mykiss (rainbow trout)
Lineage: Eukaryota; Metazoa; Chordata; Actinopteri; Salmoniformes; Salmonidae
Product: signal peptide peptidase-like 2B
Biological process (GO): membrane protein proteolysis
Cellular component (GO): cytoplasmic side of endoplasmic reticulum membrane; lysosomal membrane; Golgi-associated vesicle membrane
Molecular function (GO): aspartic endopeptidase activity, intramembrane cleaving
Source: RefSeq, a predicted model, not a curated record